This is a messenger RNA of Conger conger (European conger), 792 nucleotides long. RefSeq lists its product as uncharacterized. Lineage: Eukaryota; Metazoa; Chordata; Actinopteri; Anguilliformes; Congridae. Bases 7 to 792 code for a protein of 261 amino acids. The transcript is spliced from 6 exons. The record is from RefSeq and is a predicted model, not a curated record.
AGCAGCAUGUCUUCAGCCGACUUUGUCCUCGGAGCGGAGACUGGAGCGUCUUACCGACGUUUCCUUUCUGGCAGCAACUUCAACGCAUCCCAGAGGAGCCCGCGCAUGAUGCUGGCCAUGGCCGUCAGCGCUGACGGACGCGACCAGGCUGUGUUGGUGCUGCGGGAGAGGGACAUCAUCCCCGUGUACAACCUGCAGGAGAAGAACCAGAGCCUGCGUGCCCUGAGAGGGGAGGACGCCUCCGUGUUCUCGCGUGACUGCAAAUACCUCCUCGGCCAAUCAGGAGCGCCGGACUGGACACUGUUCUGCUCCCACCCCAUGAAUCAGAUCCCCUCAGACACCUACAGGCACGAUCCCACUCAGGUUGUGGCCAUGUAUGAUAAUCUGUCAGAGGCCACCUCAUCCACCUGCACCGACCAAGGCCAGCUCUACAGCGCCGACCUGACCGAUAUAGAAGCCCCAGUGGAACACCUUAGCCCCGAUGAGACCAUCUCCACCGUGUGGACAGACUGCGCUCUCACAGAGAUCCCAGACAGCCAGAUCAUCACAGAAGUGCCAGCCAACCCAGGGACCCACAACACCAAGUAUGACCUGGAGGAGACCCUUAUUACCCACUGUAACCUGGAGGACACCUACACCACCAAAGCUGACCUGCAGGAGACCUACACCACCAAGGCUGAUCUGCAGGAGACCUACACCACCAAGGCUGAUCUGCAGGAGACCUACACCACCAAGGCUGAUCUACAGGAGACCUACACCACCAAGACUGGAGACCUACACCACCAAGGCUGA